AUGGCCAAAAAAUCCUCCUCAAAAAAGGGUCGGGCUGGCAAGGGAGGCGCAGAGCACGAAUCAAUACUCCGGCAAACACAUGCUGCCGCUGCCGCCCUGAACGAUGCCGCAAGGACCACAAGAGAGAACGAACCCCCAUAUGAGGCCGACCUCGUCACUUCCGAGGAAGACGAGUACGAAAUUCCCCCUCCAGUUUACGGUGACAUCUAUGGCGAGAUUCACGAUGAAAAGGGGGGAUCGGGCACCAGCGCCUAUGUCGCCGAAGACGGCCGUGUCAAUAUUCGAAUCAAUCAAUUGAACCGCCGCUUGUCCCAGCUUUUUACUCCUGCUUUACAUCACCAAGUACAGAGUUCUCAAGAUAGUCACCCGCUCCCUUCCCCUUAUGUUCCUCCCUCCCUGGGAAGCGCAGAGGGAGUACCUCCACCUCCUCCGAUGAACAUCGUCAUCCAUGUUGUCGGCUCACGCGGAGACGUGCAACCCUUUGUUGCCUUGGGCAAAGUCUUGAAAUCCACAUAUGGCCAUCGUGUACGUCUGGCCACUCAUUGCAACUUCAAGGACUUUGUAUUGGAGAACGGCUUAGAGUUUUUUAACAUCGGCGGCGAUCCCUCUGCGCUGAUGGCCUUCAUGGUCAAGAAUCCCAGCCUGAUGCCUGGAUUUCGCAGUCUGCUGAGUGGAGACGUCGGUCAGCGGAGGAGAGAUGUUGCUGAGUACAUCCAAGGCUGCUGGAGGUCAUGUUUCGAAGCUGGUGAUGGGAUAAGAUAUGAUGCUGAUGACACUCCUGGAAAAGAUUCUCACUCCGAGCCCACGUCAAGACCUUUCGUCGCUGAUUGCAUCAUUGCCAAUCCCCCUAGCUUUGCCCACAUACACUGCGCAGAGAAGCUGGGUAUUCCUCUCCACAUCAUGUUCACUAUGCCAUACUCUCCAACCCAAGCUUAUCCGCAUCCAUUGGCGAAUGUCCAAUCCUCCAAUGCCGACCCUCAACUCACUAACUACCUUAGCUAUAUUAUGAUUGAAGUCCUCUCCUGGCAAGGCUUAGGCGAUAUCAUCAACCGCUUCCGUGCGAAGUGCCUCGGUCUAGACCCCAUAAGCAUGCUCUGGGCUCCUGGGGUCCUUCAGCGUCUCAAUGUCCCUCACACCUAUUGCUGGUCUCCGGCCCUGAUACCCAAACCGAAAGAUUGGGGCCCUCAUAUAUCUAUAGCAGGCUUUUCAUUUCUGCACUCUAGCUACACCCCUGACCCGGAUCUCCAGAGCUUUCUCGACGCCGGUCCGCCUCCCGUCUAUAUAGGAUUUGGAAGUAUCGUUCUCGAUGAUCCUGAUGCAAUGACGGAGCUCAUCUUCGAGGCGGCGAGGAAGACUGGACAGCGGGUCCUACUAUCCAAAGGAUGGGGAGGGAUGGGUGCGGACGCACUUGAUGUCCCUGACGGUGUCUUUAUACUUGGGAAUGUACCGCAUGACUGGCUUUUCAGGCACGUGUCCUGCGUCGUUCAUCAUGGAGGUGCAGGCACCACGGCGGCUGGGAUUGCCGCGGGUCGACCGACUCUUGUCGUUCCAUUCUUUGGAGAUCAGCCGUUCUGGGGCGCCAUGGUCGCGAGAGCAGGCGCCGGGCCCAGACCGAUCCCUCAUAAAAAACUCACGGCAGAUAAAUUAGCAAAUGCCAUCGACUUUUGUCUGAAGGCCGAAAGUCUAGAGCGCGCGAAAGAACUCGGAAGCAAGAUCGCUGCAGAAAGAGGGAGCGACAUGGCCGCGCAGUCAUUUCACCAGCAUCUUGAGCUUGACAGGCUCCGUUGCACCCUUGCACCGUCUCGAGCCGCUACAUGGCGCAUCAGACGAAGUCAGGUCAAGCUGAGCGCCUUUGCUGCAUGUACCUUAGCGAAUGCGAACCUGUUGGAUUUCCAUGACUUGAAGCCCUUUCGACCGCAAGAAUAUCGCACCGAUGAAGGCCCUUUGGACCCAAUAUCCGGAGGUGGUGCGGCAUGCUUCAGGGCCUUCAGCGGCAUGGUGAUGGGUUUGGCUGAGGUUCCCACGGAGACGAUGAAAACCUGGAAAUCUCCGACUGCAUCCAAUCGACAGCAGUCUAAAGAUUCAGUGGCAACAGUCACAAAGACAGAGGAGGCUUCGCCAGCCUCAUCAGAACUGAACCAGGCCAGCUCAAGUAUGCAAGAACCUCUUCGCCAUGUUAAGAGCCCAUCCGAGCUCUCCGAUACAGCGUCUCUCUCGCCGACCAUUGCAUCCAGCACUAUCUCAGAUCCAUUUCAGGGCCAGUCGGAUCCCAAAACAAACACAAAAAGUCGAAGUCGAAGUCGAAGCCAUAGUCGAACUCCAUCCAGCUAUAGUAAGGACCACGAUAUGAUGCGUCGAACUGGGCCGCACUCGAGCAAAGGCUUCGGGCGUUUCUUGACGACGGCAGUGCAGACCCCUAUGGAAGUAACAAUGGGUUUGACUAGAGGAUUUCACAAUAUGCCUAAACUUUGGGGAGACGAUACUGUACGUCCUCAGGAACGAGUCACUGAUUUUAAGUCAGGGGCCGUGGCAGCAGGAAAGGAGUUUGGCUUCGGCUUUUAUGAUGGUGUUACUGGAUUGAUCACUCAGCCCUGGCACGGCGCCCAGAAAGAAGGUGCUAUCGGCGUCGCCAAGGGAAUAGGUAAAGGUCUUGGAGGGUUUGCAGCUAAGCCAUUCGCAGGAUUUUCUGGUCUCAUGGGUUACACCAUGAAAGGGGUGCAAAAAGAGGUGCAGAAGUUGUUCCGUGGUAAUGUGCAAAAUUACAUUAUCGCAUCCAGGAUGGCUCAAGGAUACGAGGAGUGGCUACAGAGCUCCGAAAUGGAGAAGGAAGAUGUCCUCGUGCGAUGGAAACUUAUCCAGAAAUACCUCAAGAAGAAACACAACACUGACGACAUGGUGCGAGAUGUCCUGGAAAAACAGCAACAAAGGAAAAUCGAAGAGACACUUGCACGUGGAGAUUACGCCACAUCGGACUUCGCUCAGUCUUCUAGUGCAGAUGCCCUGACAUUAGAUUCUGGGAGUGCCGCACUCUCCAGGGGUGUUUUGGGUUCCUCUAGAGCAUCACGAACGUCGACUGAAGGCAGCGACCGAACGGGACUUUCAGAUAAGGCCUUCUUCCGUGAAAACGCAGAGGUUGAUGCCAGGACGGAGCGCUUUACUCGAAAACCCGUGCCUAUGCGGGAGGUCACUCGAACACCCAUGCCUCCGCUUCCGCCGCGGCGACAGGAAACUACAGAUGAUCAGUCAGACUACGAGAGUCUAUGGUGGGGUGUUGCAGCCAGCGAAGACGAAGCCCAGCGACAUAAAAGCGAAGAAUUGGAAUUUCAGAAACAGCUGCAACAAGUUAUGGCACAGAGUAUGCUGGAACAAAAGGGUAAUGAGAGUGAGUGGCAGUCGGGUCCAAGUUUCCGCAUCGAAGACGAAGAAGAGCUCACGCAGGCAAUGCAUGAACCUGGAAACAUAUCUGAGAACGUCCCCUCUAUGGUCAGUGGUUCAGGAAGCAUCCAGCGACCCUCGCCCUAUGAUCCAGGGCAUCUUGGGGGCACCACCCAGGCCGAAUUCGAGGAGCAACAACGGCAACAGCGUGGGGAGAAGACGGCACAAGAGAAGACGGAAGAAGAGAUUGUGCUGGAGUACAUCAAGAAACAAAGCCUGUUGGAGGUGUACCAUCAAAAUAUGGGUAAGGGUAAGGGUCGUGCCACGCCAAUAGAGGAUAAGAGCCACGAAAAUGGGGGACAAUGAUCCGUUUUUCAUGGGACGAUGGAAUUUCGGGGCCGAAAGAUACAAAACCGACGAUCAUCACAUGUCGUCGUAUCUCAGUGUAUUGCGCUAGAAGCUGUCC
Messenger RNA from Exophiala oligosperma, 3841 nucleotides. RefSeq lists its product as uncharacterized. Gene Ontology annotation, biological process: carbohydrate metabolic process. NCBI's taxonomy places the organism in Eukaryota, Fungi, Ascomycota, Eurotiomycetes, Chaetothyriales, Herpotrichiellaceae. Gene Ontology annotation, molecular function: UDP-glycosyltransferase activity; hexosyltransferase activity. The record is from RefSeq and is a predicted model, not a curated record. The coding region runs from base 1 to 3741 and encodes 1246 amino acids. The transcript has a single exon.